Messenger RNA from Pogonomyrmex barbatus (red harvester ant), 877 nucleotides. It is a transcript of the gene bc10, whose product is annotated as BLCAP apoptosis inducing factor bc10. NCBI's taxonomy places the organism in Eukaryota, Metazoa, Arthropoda, Insecta, Hymenoptera, Formicidae. The record is from RefSeq and is a predicted model, not a curated record.
UGUCAUAGACGAGAUAGUCGGCUGACGUGAGAGACGUCGCAAGUAUACCUCCGACUUUCCCACAUGAUCCAGAGAGAAUGUACUGCCUACAGUGGUUAAUCCCGGUGCUGUUGAUACCAAAACCUGUAAAUCCAGCGUUGCUGCAAACUCACGUCAUGUUCAUGGCGCUCUAUUUGAUCGGGUUCUUCCUGGAACGUAAGCCCUGUACGAUUUGCAGCCUUGUGUUCCUCGCUGCUGUCUUCCUCAUUUGCUACAGUGGAAUAGGCAAUUGUCUGCUCUGGAGCACAAACUGUGACACAGUAAGAUGCGACAAUGGAUAAGAUCGCUGUCUGUGUUUAACUCCACAAUAUUUAGAAAAUUAAUUAUUCCCCUCCCCUCCUCCCUCCAUUUUCAUUGCUAUGCGCGCGAGUUUUUCUCCUUUUCUUCCUUCAACUCCAUUUUCCUCCUCUCCAUGCUGUGGUAGAACAUAUCAAAGCAGCUUUUUAAUCUGCCAGUAUCUUUUAUCCAUAAUGAAAGCAACAAAUCUUUUAGGUAGUACUCCAAUUUUGAAGUUUAACAAAAUUGAUCUUCUAGACUAAUUUUGUCAAAAGUUUCAAUCGAUCAAUAUUGUAAUGUUCUGUUGGACAUUUUCAUAUUGAAUGUAUAUAGAUUUUGAAUCAUGGAAUUCCAAAUAAGCAAAAAUGUGAUAAAAUAUAUUCGAUGAGAUUUGAACGUAGAUGCUAGGAUUUUGUCGCAAUUGUUAACAAGAGCAAAACAAAUUUCCAGAUUGUAGCGUCAUAUAUAGCUUUUACUUGUUAAUAUAUGAAAAAUGCUAAUUCAUAUAUUAAUAAAAUGGAUUUGUUAUAAUAAAAUGGAAACUGAAAGUUAUACAGCCUAA